Didymodactylos carnosus is the source of this 879-nucleotide messenger RNA. Lineage: Eukaryota; Metazoa; Rotifera; Eurotatoria; Philodinida; Philodinidae. The record is from the annotation of a GenBank genome assembly.
AUGGGGUGUGGCUGGUUAGGUGUGACUCAAAGUAAUCCCACACCCACCCACACCCGUCUUUAUGUUAGUAAAGUUUUAAGUCGAAGUUCACUAUUAAAAGAUGUAAUCCAAACUGAAUUAAUGCAAAUUUUAUCAAUUGUUGCCAUGGAAAAACCACGUUCAAUGAAAGCUGAAGAUAUUCGUAAUGAAAAAGUGAGAGUAUUACGUUCUAUAUUGCCAAUUAAAACUGAAGAUGUUGUCAUUGGACAAUAUGUUGGUGAUAAAUUUUCAACAGAUCCUGAACGUCGAAAAGGCUAUUUAGAUGAUGAAGGUGUUCCAAAAGAUUCAACAACACCGACAUAUGCACAAGUUGUUCUUUCAAUAAAUAAUGAACGUUGGGCUGGCGUACCAUUUAUUCUUCGUAAAGCAUUAAAUGAGAAGAAAAUUGAAAUACGAAUUCAGUUUCAUGAUGUUCCUGGUGGAAUAUUUGAUGAAGAUAUUCGUCGAAACAAUCCCAAUGGUCGAUUAGCUCGUAAUGAACUUGUUAUACGUUUUCAACCAGAUGAAGUCAUUUGUCUUAAAAUAAAUAUAAAACGACCCGGUGAAAUGGAUUUUAGUAUUGAAGAAGCCAACACUGAUUUAACACAUGAUUCCCGUCAUGGAGUUGGUGAAACGCCUGAUAGGCAUGGACGUUUAAUUCUUGAUGCAUUUAUGGGUCCACAACUUAAUUUUGUAUGCCCAGAUGAAUUACCAGAAUAUGGCGUAUUUUCGAUCCAAUACUUAAUCAAAUUGACUAUAAAGAAAUAUCAAUCAUUCCAUAUGAAUUUGGUAGUUUUGAUAUACAUCAAGCAUUCGAAGCAGCAGCUAAACAUGGUUAUAUUUAUCAAGGGACUUAUUUGA